Messenger RNA from Pogonomyrmex barbatus (red harvester ant), 2101 nucleotides. RefSeq names its product cyclin C (gene CycC). The record is from RefSeq and is a predicted model, not a curated record. Gene Ontology annotation, molecular function: cyclin-dependent protein serine/threonine kinase regulator activity. Gene Ontology annotation, biological process: regulation of transcription by RNA polymerase II. Lineage: Eukaryota; Metazoa; Arthropoda; Insecta; Hymenoptera; Formicidae.
UAAUUAGAAAUCAUUCCUAUUAUUAUCAUAAUUACUCUUAUCGCUUAUUUGCUCAAGACUAAUUAUCAUUCGCGUUAAACAAUAUUCGAAUCAUAUUCUCCAUUACAGUCACAAUGUGUUUUACAGAGGGCGUGAGCAUACAGCGGAUAAAACGAACUACAAAAUUGUCGAUAACGAAGAGGAAAUGUCAUACGGUCGACAACUAGCGGGAGUGCGUUCCAAAACUCAUCAAAAAAAAAAAACUCCAUCCUGAUCAAAUCCCGAGUAAUUAAAUCGCCGAUUCAUUCAACCGGCAGAAUUGCUUGCAGCGAAAUUUCUAUCCGUUAUCACUAAUCUAGUCUCUUCUCUUGUUCCAUACGUUAAACAACAAUUGAAAUUUACAACUGUACCCGCAUUAACGAAAUAGGACUACUACUUGGCGAAUCAUUCGCCGAUCGACAGAUUUUCUAGAGGAUUCAUCCCGCAUCUUUCCACGCAUAAUUUGAACAAUUAUUUUCUACACGAGAUAUAUACCCGGUCACGAAAAACAUCAAGGAUCCUGAUCUCGAGCGUGGAGAGAAGAAAUUCGGGAGACGAGGUUCGUCGCUUUUCGUCGAUCAUUCACGAGAAUCACGAAGCAGGUUCGAAAUGGGAAAUGCGAGGAAAUAAUUAUUUCACGCAUCCAACGUAACAGACGCUCAAGACCUCUGAUCUGCACAGGACAAUUUAGCACUUUGACACGUUAAAAUUUACAGGCGAAUAAUUUGAUUAUAGCAUGGCCGGGAAUUUUUGGCAGAGCUCGCAUCAUCAACAGUGGUUAUUGGAUAAACAGGAUUUAAUCAGAGAGCGCCAACAUGAUCUAUCGGUACUAACGGAAGAGGAAUACCAGAAGAUAUUUAUUUUCUUUUCGAGCAUGAUACAGAUGAUAGGCGAACAAUUAAAAUUGAGACAACAAGUGAUAGCCACUGCGACAGUUUAUUUUAAAAGGUUUUAUGCACGCAAUAGCUUAAAAUGUAUAGAUCCUCUAUUAUUAGCUCCUACCACAGUCUUUCUUGCAUCGAAAGUAGAAGAAUUUGGAGUAAUUUCUAACACUAGACUGAUAUCGACAAUGGGAAGUGUAAUUAAGAACAAAUUUGCAUAUGCGUAUUCGCAAGAUUUUCCAUAUCGCACAAAUCAUAUUUUGGAAUGCGAGUUUUAUCUUUUGGAACAUUUGGACUGUUGUUUAAUAGUAUAUCAACCAUAUCGUCCUUUAUUAACAUUAAUUCAGGAUGUAGGAUCAGACGAUCAGCUACUUCCGCUUGCGUGGCGUAUUAUCAAUGAUAGUCUAAGAACAGAUGUGUGUUUGUUAUAUCCACCUUAUCAAAUAGCUAUCGGCUGUUUGCAAAUAGCUUGUGUGAUAUUACAGAAGGAUCUCAAAUCGUGGUUUGCAGAAUUAAACGCAGAUAUGGAAAAGAUUCAAGAAAUAGCACGGUAUAUAAUCAAUCUGUACGAAUUGUGGAAGAAGUAUGACGAGAAAAAUGAGAUGCCGGCUAUACUAGCUAAAAUGCCAAAACCAAAAGCAGCGCCACAACGUUGACAGCAAGCUCUUGAUUCUUCAAACGUUUGGGACUCGUGCUGACGCGGUAAAAUGCUUCAAUUAAAGAUCCAUUCUUUUUCUCAAAUAUGUCACUAUUGGAGAUACAUAGAGUUGCUAAAACGAAUAUCAUUCUGCAUAAAAUUUGUCUCCAUACGUCCAUACGUGAGAGAAGAAUAUGUUCUGAAAUAGUUCAGAUAAUAAUGCAUUAUUUAAUAUUUCUAUAUUUAAUGCUCGAUAUAGCGCAUGAUCGAUUAUGAACAAUUGAAUAAUUAUAAUAUAAUCCAAUAUUCUUCUUAUUAAGGAUACAAUGAACUACCAAUUAUAGUUUUAUCUGCUGUCUUUUGUCAUCUGUAUAUGAUAUUAACUGUCGAUUCAAAUUAUAAAUGUAAUGCUGCUAUAUUUGCAAGAGAAAUGUUAAUUUACGCUAUAUCAAGAUUCGAGUAUAUUAAUAGUGUUUUUGAAUGCAAUGGAUUUUGAUUCGGAUUAUACUAUCAUAGUAUAUUUUCUGCUCUAAAACUAAAACAUAAGAUAUAAGCACUGCAAAAA